AUGACGGACUCGAGACGAGAUGAAUCCGUAUCGCCAAUGACAAGAAGCCCUCGCGCAACCUCGCCUUCUACUACGGGCCAGCCAGACUCUCUUGCCGCCCCGCCUCCUCCACCAAAAGACGCUCCUCCUGCUCCUCCGAAGGACGUUUCCACGCCCAGAAAUCCUUCCCAUAUCCCGAUCGACGCCGGGAUCGAAGCAAGAGACUAUAUCAACGGAGGAGCCCCCCACGACAGCGUAUCGCCUAUCCAAAAUGGCAAGCGACCGGCACUACCCACUCUCAACUCGGCAGACAGCGCGUGUCAAGGCCCAGGAGGUCUCCCGCGGAUGCCCGAAGAUGUAACAUACUCUCCCGAGCCAGCCUCGCCGACUGAUCGUCGAAGCGUACAAUUUGCUCGGACGGACACAGUCUUGGAGGCACCAACCAGCCAUUCACGACAACCGUCAGGUGAAGAUGGUGGGGGGAAGUCGAUUGGUUCGGCCUUUAUGACCAAGUUGAAGCAGCUCACUGGGUCAGGUAGCUUGCAAACCCUCAAGACAAGCAGCUCGGGCAACUUGAACGACAAUGGCACGCCGCCGUCGAUGGGAAACUCUCCAACCACCGGGCAGUUUAGGUCUAGGAUACCCCACACACUUGAGGAGGAUGGAGGCAGCGAUGCGGACGCAGACGUUGAAGAGACUGCGGAUGAAGGUGCCGCAUCGGAUGCCGCUAAGCCUAAGAAAAAGAGAAGAAUGCGUCGUUCGAAGAAGCCGCCGACGUCCGUUCCAGGUACGCCAAACUUGCGGCAUCUCCCCGGCCCCGAUUCGCCUGUCGGACAUGGUCGCAUGGGUUUGCGAAGGCGCCUGAGUAUGCCCGACCACCACCCUGAACAACAACAUGGCAUGUCAGAGGGCGAGGGACGAGAUCAGCUUGCCGGACCCUCAUGGAUACGUUCACACCGCGCGCGCGAUGGCGACGGCAACGAAAGCCCCGGCGGCAGAAGGAUGGGUCACAUGCGCCGCAUCACCGUGCUCGGGGGAGGUGGCGUUUCUGACGGCGAUGCUAUAACUCCUAGGAGACCAUUCUUUGGCGGCGAAAGGCCAUCGACGUGGAAGUAUGUCAAGAACACCUUGAAGCUUCUUAGGCAGAAGAAGGAAGACCGGUUUGAUUUUGCCAAGUCAGCCGAACUCAUGGCAGAAUUGCGUGCCGGGGCCCCUGCUGUUCUUAUGCUGGCCAGCAUGAUCCAGAGAGAUGAGCACGGCAACAAGCGGAUUCCAGUCCUCCUCGAACAGGUCCGUUUGCGUAUAACCGACAGUCAGCCCGAAUCCGACGACGAUAGCGAACGACACUGGGUCUUCACGAUGGACCUCGAGUAUGGCAGCGGUCCAAGCCGGAUGAAAUGGACCAUCAUCAGAACGCUCAAGGAUAUCUACAACCUGCAUGUGCGAUACAAACUUGCGAUGAGCAACGAUAAGUACUUGCAUGGUCGCGCCGAUGUGGGAGCCCGACCUAAAAUGCCCAAAUUCCCUUGGGGCGCCUUCCCCUAUCUCCGCAGUGCCCGCAACAAGGACGACAGCGAUGAGGAGGACGGCGCAAGCCUCAGGGGCGACGACCUCGGCGAAGCAACUGCCGGCGAAGCCACGGCCGCCGAGGGUACUGCUGGAGAGGGCACUGCAAGCGAGUGGGAGGGCGGACGCGCUGGUCCAGGUGUUAGGAAGAAGUCCCGCCUUGGCAUGCUCGGUAUGCGUAGGAAGUCCACUGGUUUUACUGAGCCCGGCGAAUCUGGGACAGAGAACCAAGCCGACCUCGUUCAGUCACGUAAACGGUACUUUGAACGACAAAGAAGGGUGUUGGAAAAGUACCUGCAGGAUAUGAUCCGGUGGUUGAUGUUCCGCGCAGACAGCAACCGCCUCUGCAAAUUCUUGGAGCUGUCUGCGUUGGGUGUGCGUUUGGCCGCCGAAGGCAGCUAUCACGGCAAAGAGUGCUAUCUGCACAUCCAGUCCUCCAAAGGCAUGGACUUCCGCCGGGUCUUGACACCAAAGAAGGUCAUCGCCCGGCACAGUCGCAAGUGGUUCCUCGUGCGGUCUAGUUACAUUGUCUGUGUCGAAUCACCUGAGAAGAUGAGCGUUUACGAUGUCUACCUUGUGGACUCCAAGUUUCGGAUUGUUUCCAAGAAAAGCACAUUGAAACAGUUGUCCAAGGGCAAGACCAAGAAGGAUGAGAAGGAGAUCGACCUGACAGAAGAGGCCGACGUGGAGAAGCAUCACACUUUGACACUCCAUACUGCCGAACGGAAGGUCAAGCUGUUCUCAAGAAACCAGCACAUCAUGAAACAGUUUGAGGACUCGAUCGCCGAGAUGCUCAAGCAGACUAAGUGGCAUGACAUCAACCGCUUCGACAGCUUCGCCCCCAUUCGGACAGGCGUCUUCGCGCAAUGGCUUGUGGACGGCAGAGACUACAUGUGGAAUGUGUCCCGCGCAAUCAGCAUGGCUCGCGAUGUCAUCUACAUUCACGACUGGUGGCUUAGCCCUGAGCUUUACAUGCGGCGUCCAGCGGCUAUCAGCCAGAAGUGGCGCCUGGACCGUCUCUUGCAGCGUAAGGCCCGGGAGGGUGUCAAGAUCUUCGUCAUCGUCUACCGUAAUGUCGAGGCGGCCAUACCCAUAGACUCGGAGUAUACUAAGUACUCCCUCCUGAACCUUCACCCAAACAUCUUUGUGCAGCGAUCUCCGAACCAGUUCAAAAAGAACCAGUUCUUCUUUGCCCACCACGAGAAGCUUGUUAUUGUCGACCAUGACGUAGCCUUUGUCGGCGGGAUUGACUUGUGCUUUGGUCGUUGGGACUGUCCGCAGCAUCCAAUCACCGACGACAAGCCAACAGGUUUCGAGCAUAGUGAGCAACCAAAGGAUGCCGAGCAUUGUCAACUCUUCCCCGGAAAGGAUUACUCCAACCCUCGAGUUCAGGAUUUCUUCAAGCUUGAUGAGCCGUACGAAGAGAUGUACGACAGAAGCAAGGUUCCCAGAAUGCCGUGGCAUGAUAUUGCUAUGCAGGUUGUGGGCCAACCGGCCAGAGAUCUGACAAGACACUUUGUUCAGCGAUGGAACUACGUCAAGAGAGGAAGGAAGACAACACGCCCCUUGCCAUUCCUGCUUCCGCCCCCUGACGUCAAGAUGCCCGAACUUGAUGCUCUUGGUCUGACUGGCACUUGUGAGGUACAGAUUCUGAGAUCAUCGGCUAACUGGUCUCUCGGAAUCGAGCACACGGAAUGCAGCAUUCAGAAUGCCUAUGUCAAAAUGAUUGAAGACUCGGACCACUUUGUCUACAUCGAAAACCAGUUCUUCAUCACGAGCACUGAGGCUUUUAACACAAAGAUCGUCAACCGCAUUGGUGAUGCACUGGUCGACCGGAUCAUCAGGGCACACGAGAACGAUGAAGACUGGAAAGCAUGCAUAAUCAUACCACUCAUGCCCGGCUUCCAGAACACCGUCGAUGAGCAGGAAGGUACCAGUGUACGACUGAUUCUUCAGUGCCAAUACCGCAGCAUCUGUCGCGGAGACGGUUCCAUCUUCUCACACCUUCGCGCUGCUGGCAUCGAGCCCGAGGACUACAUCCAGUUCUAUAGUCUGCGGCAAUGGGGCAAGAUCGGUGCCCGUAAUGCCCUUGUCACCGAGCAGCUCUACAUCCACGCCAAGUGUAUCAUUGUAGAUGAUCGGGCGGCGCUGAUUGGCUCCGCCAAUAUCAACGAAAGAUCAAUGCUCGGAAACCGUGACUCUGAGCUCGCUGCUGUUGUUCGCGACACCGACAUGAUUUGGUCCACAAUGGCUGGUAGGCCUUAUCGCGUCGGUCGCUUCGCACAUACUCUGCGGCUCCGCCUGAUGCGUGAACAUCUGGGACUGGAUGUGGAUGAGAUCUUGGAGGAGGAGAGACAGGCUGACUUGGAUCGUCAAGCUGAAUACGAGGCAGAGAUGAAUCAGAUCUACACAGACGAUGCCGAGUCGUCUCCUGUUGCUGGCUCAAGCGGGCAGCAUACAGACGAAAAGCUCACCAAGCCAGCGAUGCCAAGCCAGGCUCCGAGCUUCAAUCACGAUGCCGUUGUAGAGCCUGAUGAGGCGGCGGAUGAGGCAUCGUCCGUGUCUUCGUUAUCUAAAGGUAAAGAGCGCGAUGACCGCGUGACCGGAAACGAAGCCCACAUUAUGGACAUUGCCGGGUACGGAAAGGACCAUUGGAAGGAUGCUGCUCAACUUGGUCUCGACCAAGGACGAGAUUCUAUCAUCGUCAAUGGCAGAGAGGUCCUUAUUCGUGAUGUGUUUCCGGAAGGAAAGGGCACUUUGGAGUCGCCAAUGCAGCCACACGAGCGCAAACCGUCAGCCGAUCACCAUACGGAGGAAGAAGGGGGUGUUAGUAAUGACGCUUUACCGCCCGUUCCGGCACUCAACAGACGGACUACCGACCAGCUUGGUCUGCCUCGGACCGCAGGGCUGCCCACUUUGCCUGUUGUGGACGACACGGAUAUUGGCGGCCCUCCUGUUCACUUGGAUCAGAGCGGCCAGCCAACCAACGGGCCGUUGCAUCCUCUGGCUGCCGAUAUCAGGCCCGCACAUAUCGAUAAGGACUGCAUGCGCGACCCGAUCAACUCCUCCUUCUUCGAUGAUAUCUGGAAUAGAGUAGCGGAAAACAACACUAAGCUGUACCGUCGCGUCUUCCGAUGCAUGCCUGAUUCGGAAGUACUUACGUGGCCCGACUACCGAGAGGCUGUAUCCUAUUCGGAGCGAUUCAGAGAGAGCAUGGAAGGGAAGACGAAGACCGACGAUGGGGAACCCAGCCUGAACCGUCACCAAUCCCCCGUUGCGGGCGGAGGUUCUGGCAUUGGGGCGCCUGGCCCUAGUGCCAUUGCUAACGGCGCCACCGAGAAGGCGGAGGAGAAACUUCACAUCAAGACCAAUCACUCGAACCAUCCUCGGAUUGUCAUCCCCAGAGACGACGAUGAGUUGAAUGAGAAGAAUGAACAACCCGGUUCGAGAGCUGGGCCCAACACGGACGCAGAGAGGGCGACUACUUCUCCCCGUCCAUCAGAUGCUCCGUCGCCUGUUCUCCCCGCUGGGGACGUUCCGUUCCCUGCAUUUGAGACAGGCCCUACUGCAGAUGCCAGCAUGCUUGAACCAGCGCGGGACAAGAGUAGGGAACGACGGACAACAUUCUCUCCUCUGGAGAAGGUGCCUUCCAGAGACGUGAGCAUCUCAGCUCAGCAAACUCAAGGAUCGGUUAGACGCCGCCGAAGGGCCACUACUAAGGGCAGCCGACGCGGCAUGCCGCCUGAAGAGGUGCUGGGGAGAGGUGAAGCGGAGGAGCUACUCAGCAUGAUCCAGGGACACGUCGUCAACUUUCCCUACGACUGGUUACUCACUGAAGAGCAAAACGGUAACUGGGGUUUCCAGGUGGAUGGUGUUGCUCCCCUGCAAAUCUAG
Molecule: messenger RNA, 5439 nt
Organism: Colletotrichum graminicola M1.001
Lineage: Eukaryota; Fungi; Ascomycota; Sordariomycetes; Glomerellales; Glomerellaceae
Exons: 1
Coding region: 1-5439 (1812 amino acids)
Biological process (GO): cell motility
Molecular function (GO): catalytic activity
Source: RefSeq, a predicted model, not a curated record